CUCUGCCUCACCGCGGGGCGGAGGGGCGGGAGGCCGGCGGGGAAGCGCUGCCCGGCCCCUCCGGUGUCCCGGCACCCCCCGCCUCCGCCAUUUUGGGGCGCCGGCGGAGGAGCGGGCGCCUCCGGCUCAUGGCGCCUCCCGCCCCGCAGCGCCCGGAGCCGCCCCUCGGGCCGCUGCUCUGCCCUCCCUGCGGCGCUGCGGGCGGGCAGCCAAGGCAGCCGAAGCGCCGGUGCCGGGGAAGGGCACUGCGUUGGGCAGUGCUACCAGCUGUCGCUCUGCCAAGGCUCCGGGUGCCCGGUACCUCCGCGGGGUCUGUGGCCGUCUCCUUAACCCCGUUCUGGUGUUUCGGUUCACCUUGGGAGCUGGGCAGCCCUUGGAUUUGGGCCUUGCUUUGGUGCCGCCGGUGUGUGUGUGGAGCCCGUGGCUGGCCACCUGUCCGCACGGCAGGUCGGCUGUUCCAUCGGCAAGGGACAACGCUGCUGUGCAAGGCCAGUGCCAGCUCCUGGGAGGCAGGGAAGGAAAGCCCUUGCCUUACCGUGUUUGUAUCGAUACGAGUCACCUUUCACUGGAUCCCAGAGAACUGGUACCUCCCAACAGUGGCAGAAAUGCAGGGCGUGAAAGAAUGGCACUAAGAAGUUCUGGGAUUUUAUGAGGACACAUGACAGUGUGUCAAUCCUGAUCUUCAAUACUUCUCGGCAGUGCUUUGUUGUGGUCAAGCAGUUCCGCCCAGCUGUUUACAUGUGUGAAGUAGAAAGGCAUCAUCCUCAAGUCUUUCAGAAUCAGGACGAGGAGAGCUCCUCUUGUCUGGAGGAUCCCUUACCUGCUGUGGUAGGAGUGACAUAUGAACUCUGUGCUGGCAUCGUAGACAAACCAGACCUCUCUUUAGAAGAAAUUGCAUGUGGGGAAGUCUUAGAAGAGUGUGGCUAUCGUGUUCCUGUGACAGACCUGAGGAGGAUCACUUCUUACAGGUCUGGAGUUGGUGUGACAGGUUCUAGGCAGACAUUAUUUUAUGCAGAAGUAACAGACCAGAUGAGAACUGGUGAAGGAGGUGGCCAGCCUGAAGAAGGAGAGCUGAUUGAAGUUGUAGAAAUACCCUUAGAAGACUCCAUGAAGUUUGCUUAUGAUGAGACUUUCCCGAAGACAAUGGGUGUCAUCUUCAGCUUCAUGUGGUUCCAAAACAACAUAGCACCAAAGCUACCAAAAAAAUAAAAUCAAAGCACCAUGAUUUUAAGAAAAGCUUUUGUGAUGGUUCUGUGGAUACAGAAAACUGCAAAUCUGCCUGCCUCAACUCAACUUUUCACAGACCAAAUCUUUCUUGAAAUAAAUUUGGAAGUAAAAUCUGAACUGAAAUCCUGACCCAAUUUCCAUCAUUAGUAAAACACUUGCUGGCUUUGAUGGAGCCAGGAUUUGCCUCUGAGAGGCAAAUGUUGAUUUUCACACAAAGGCUGAGUAAAUGUGUCCAGUCCUCCUUUUCCAGGGCACUGCUCUACCACCGUUUUGAAGAGUUGCUCAGGACCUCAGUGCAGCUGCUGUACCAGCCUGUCACUGUGGUCUGCACUUUCUGGCAGCUGUGUAUUCUCUCUACUUUCUCAUAUUUUUGGGGGGAGGCAGCAAACCUUAAUAGUCACAGAUACCCCAACUACACUUCUGAGUUCUGUAGCACAGCUUCCAGGGAGCAGCUUUCUCUAUGGUGUGUAGCUCCUGUACAGAGAGAACGUUUGCAUUUCUGAACAUGCAAACCUUUAUUUCAAAAGCAAACAUGUCUGUAAAUCCCUCUGCUAAUGUGUCAUGUUGACAAUAGACCAGCUGUAAGAUGAUGUGCUUCUGCUUGUUGCCACUAUAAUGCUGAGCAGCAGUGGUGGUGAUGGAGGGAUGAAUGAUAGGAGCUUCUAUAGAAACACAUGCUGCUUUGUUUGUUUUACGGGUAAUACUUGAUUAAUUAAAUCUAACUUUGUCCUCUAGAGCGGGACUCAAGAGGCCAAAUUAUUUUCCUUUGACUCUGGGGUGACUAAUACAAGUGAUUUCUCUGAGGUGUUCUGUGGUCUGUUGCUUUAUCACCCAAAUGGGAAGAAUGGGACUUACCCCUCAGACAACGUUCCUUGAAAUCUAAUGAUCGGAAGUGCUUUAUUGAGAGAUUUUAUCAUCAUUGGUGCAGUUUACACUGAAGCCUGUACAACCUGCACAGACACACUGAGCAACACAAUUUGAUUUAAUAAAGUGGUCUAAUUAGAAUGUAUGUUAUUUGUUCUAUCAGCAUAGUUUAGAUGUGGACUAUUUGUCAUGGGAAACUGUUAAGAGCAUGAAUGAAAGAGAAUCAAGUCUGGCAAUUUAAUUAUGCACUGGUUUAUGUUAUUCACUGAGUUAAUGUCAAUUAACAUGACUACAUUAUAUGUGCUUCUAGGAUUACUGAGGUACUAAGUAUGUUUAGAAGAGGAGUACUGCAAAUAUUUAAACUUCCAUAAAGCAACUGGAAUAAGUGCAGUACAGAUGCAUGAUGAUAUCCAGUGGCUCAUUUAAAAUCACUGCAUAUCUAAAUAGGUGUAUAAAUAAAUAAUUUUUUAUAAAUUGUAUUUAGAACUGAUACUUGCUGGUUUUCCUACUGACAGGGAGGAAAGAUCCUUGGAAAGCCACUUCAGAAAGAGCAGCCUUUGUGGGAGUCAGACACCUUUUGUGAAAGUUCAGACUCAUUUGUGUUGAACUGUGCCUGGUCUGUGGUGAGCCAAGGGCUGAGUUGUCAUGAAACGUAAAUAGGUUUUGUCUGUCUGUUGUAUUUACAUUGGAAGGUGUUUUAAGGUGGGGUCUCUGCUUCUCUGUGUCUUUACAGUGUUGAGUACAAUGUGUCCUGAUUGCUGCAGAGACCUUUACAAGCUACUUCAGUAUGUAUAAUAAAUGUCUGUUAUUCCAGGCUGUAAUUACUAAA
Apus apus (common swift) is the source of this 2920-nucleotide messenger RNA. RefSeq names its product nudix hydrolase 14 (gene NUDT14). Gene Ontology annotation, biological process: ribose phosphate metabolic process; nucleoside phosphate metabolic process. Lineage: Eukaryota; Metazoa; Chordata; Aves; Apodiformes; Apodidae. The record is from RefSeq and is a predicted model, not a curated record. Gene Ontology annotation, molecular function: metal ion binding; UDP-sugar diphosphatase activity. The transcript has 5 exons. Bases 649 to 1209 code for a protein of 186 amino acids.